Molecule: messenger RNA, 678 nt
Organism: Aspergillus terreus NIH2624
Lineage: Eukaryota; Fungi; Ascomycota; Eurotiomycetes; Eurotiales; Aspergillaceae
Exons: 1
Coding region: 1-678 (225 amino acids)
Source: RefSeq, a predicted model, not a curated record
AUGGCACGCAUGGAAGUCCAAGUCGCUCCAGAGUCUCGCGCAGCAUUGAAGGAGCACCUCACCUUGCGGUGCGUGGUCCGGGCCAAGUACCAUCGUGAUAAGUCCCGGCGCUCGGCAGAGGUCAUCUCCUGGUCACAGUCGCUAGUUCAGAUACUCUGCACUACCUUACUCCGGGAAGUUGAACAAGAAACGGCCGGAUUCAGUACACAGUUGAACAUCGUUCAGAUGGUUGGGUCUCCGAAUAUCGUGUACAUCUGUUUCGAUCUCUUCCUCGACGAGUGCGACGAGCGACUUCGCACCGAGAUUUCCGAGGAUUUCAGCACCCAGCGACCCAUCCAUUACAUUAUUCAAAAGCGGAGGCUUUUCUAUGUGCGGAGGGAGCCGCGGGCGGACCGGCAGGUGGCUGGACAGUACUCGUGGAUGAGCUGCCUCGACAAAGGACCGAGGCCCUUUUUUUCAGAUUUAGCAAAUCCGCCGAUCUAUGACAACGGGCGACGGAUCGAGGACUUCAAGGCUGUGGCGUCGCCGGAGGGGAGUGAUGCGGAAGGGAAUGACCCGAAGAAGAACGAGGACAGGAAACAAGAAGACCCAGAUGAAAAGGAAGCAGAACCAACAACGACUGGCAACACACCUGCAACUGGACAGCAGAGUCAAGACAAUGACAUCUCCUUAAAGUGA